AAAAUAACUGUCAGUAUCUGUCAUCUUCUAAAUAGAGCAUUUUUUUUUUUACUACGAUCCGUUUUCCUUCAAUAAGGAUUAAAGAAUAUAAUUAAUAUAUUUUUAAUCUGUGUUUUAUUAAUGAAUAAUAAGAAAAUAACCUUCAAAUUAGUAGUAUAAAAUUGCCGGUCCUGGAACAACCCCCGCCCUUUCCCUCACCGACAAGGAUUACGUUACCUUUGCCACUUCCAAACACAUUUCUUCAGCCACGUACUAACUACCUCCAACCGUACAGUGUGCCAAUCGGUGACAUUACAUAAUAAAUAGACACACCUGAGUGUACGCUCACCCCCACCCUUUCACGAUAGGUCGUCGUGAGAGUAGUCGCUGGUUGAAUGGCAACAGUCAACCAAGUAUAUUCUUCAGCACCACUUGUACAAUCCGCUGACUCCACUAACAAAUAUUUCUUACUGCGUAAAAGCGAUAAUCAAACUAUGUUCGCCACCAAACCGUACAUCCUAGGUGUUGUAGGGAUGAUGAUGUUCAUCGCCGUACUGACAAUCACUGACGUCCAAGCCAAAGAUGACAGAUGUCGUCGACCAGUUAUUCAAAAUUGCAAUGCUUCGGAAUUUUACAUCAAUGGUUGGAAAUUUACCGGGUGGUACUACCACACGGAGUUGAGAAUGUGCAGACCUUUGUACACGCCGAAUGGAUUGCACACUUGCAAAGAAAACUACGAACUGCCCAUAACCAGACAAAUGUGCGAUGACUUAUGUGCUGAACCGUGCACCAGGACCAAUGGUGCGCCGGGAAUUUGUAUGCCCAAGGACUUAUGCGUAAUUACUAUCAGGUCAUUGGGACCAAUCCCUCCAAGUUCAUGCGGCAGUGGCAUGUUAAAUUGCUGUCCCAAAGCAACUGACAAAGAGUUGUGCACUUUGCCUAUAAAUAAUAAAAACGGGCUCGUCGAAGAGGGAGUUCUUAAAAAGAAGACGUAUGGUGAUGAACCUGAUUACAAAUACUAUCUACCGUAUCCUAAAAAAAAAGAGUGCACAUGCGAGUAAUACCUUACAGUGCCCGCACUAAUAGCAUUAAAUGUUUCAUCAGAUAAUAUGUGUAACUGACCAUUAUUAUUUAAUAUCGAUAUUAAAAUUAUUCUUUGCAUGUAUUUAUUUGAUGAAAUUG
This is a messenger RNA of Aphis gossypii (cotton aphid), 1161 nucleotides long. RefSeq lists its product as uncharacterized. The transcript has 3 exons. The coding region runs from base 375 to 1040 and encodes 221 amino acids. NCBI's taxonomy places the organism in Eukaryota, Metazoa, Arthropoda, Insecta, Hemiptera, Aphididae. The record is from RefSeq and is a predicted model, not a curated record.